GAUGAAAGCAUUGUCUGCUGCCUGUCAGUCGUGCUAGUACAGAGCAGAGGGAACCAGAACAUAAGACAAAAUAUCACCGUAUUUGGCUAGACCUAACAAAUAGGGGAUUGUCGAUCAUUUCUGUCGUCCGUUUAUAUUUGUCACAACGGUUGGACAGUCGAAGCUUCCUUUUGUUUCCAUGCACUCAGUCACCCGGACGAAGAGAAGAAGCUGAAUACGGUCAAAACCCUAGUCUCGCCGAUCGGUAGCAGAACGAACAUGAAGAGCAGAGCGUCGCGCUGAGGGCGGCCAUCAACAUCAGUAGUGCAUUAUCAUACCCUACAUUGAAAACACGGACAUUGAGUAAAGACACAUUUACCUGUAUCUUACAUCUGCGGAUCCAGCAGCAAUGCCGGGGUUUGAUUACAAGUUUCUGGAGAAACCGAAGAGACGCUUUCAAUGUCCCUUGUGCAGUAAAGCAAUGCGCGAGCCUGUUCAAGUCUCUACCUGUGGCCACCGAUUUUGUGACACAUGUCUGCAAGAAUUUUUAAGUGAAGGGGUCUUCAAAUGCCCAGAGGACCAACUGCCCCUAGACUAUGCCAAGAUCUACCCAGACCCAGAGCUGGAGCAGCAGAUUCUAGCUCUGCCCAUCCGCUGUAUCCACAGUGAGGAGGGCUGUCGCUGGACCGGUCAGAUGAAGCAGCUGCAGGGCCACUUCUCCACCUGCGCCUUCAAUGUGAUCCCAUGUCCCAACCGCUGCUCCAUCAAGCUGACGCGUCGCGACCUGCCCGACCACCUGCAGCACGACUGCCCCAAGCGCAAGGUCAAGUGCGAGUUCUGUGGGAGCGAGUUCACCGGGGAGGCUUACGAGAACCACCAGGGCAUCUGCCCCCAGGAAAGUGUGUACUGUGAGAAUAAGUGUGGGGCAAGGAUGAUGCGCAGGCUCCUAUCCCAGCACAGCAUGGCCGAGUGUCCCAAACGCACACAGCCCUGCAAGUACUGCGGCAAGGAGUUCGUCUUUGACACCAUCCAGAACCACCAGUACCACUGCCCACGGUUCCCUGUCCAGUGCCCAAACCAGUGUGGUACACCCAACAUCGCCAGGGAGGACCUGGCGAACCAUGUGAAGGAGAAUUGCGGCAGUGCCCUGGUCCUCUGCCCGUUCAAAGAUGCAGGCUGCAAACACAGGUGCCCCAAGCUGGCGAUCGGUCGCCACCUGGAAGACACCACCAAGUCCCAUCUGACCAUGAUGUGCAACCUGGUGGGCCGCCAACGCCAGGAGAUCCUGGAGAUGAGGAGGGAGAUGGAGGAGCUGUCCGUCAGCCACGACGGAGUCCUCAUCUGGAAGCUCAGCGACUACUCCCGCAAACUCCAGGAGGCCAAGCUCCGGAACAACCACGAGUUCUUCAGCCCACCCUUCUACACCCAUCGCUAUGGCUACAAGCUGCAGGUGUCGGCCUUCCUGAACGGUAACGGCAGCGGGGAGGGUUCCCACCUGUCCAUCUACAUCCGCGUGCUCCCAGGGGAGUACGACAACCUUCUGGAAUGGCCCUUCUCCUACAAGGUGACCUUCUCCAUCCUGGACCAGAGCGACCCGUCGCUGUCCAAGGCCCAGCACAUCACGGAGACCUUCAACCCAGACCCCAACUGGAAGAACUUCCAGAAACCCUGCAGCACCCGCAACUCGCUGGACGAGAGCACCCUGGGGUUUGGCUACCCCAAGUUCAUCUCCCACGAAGAGAUUAAGAAGAGGAACUACAUUCGAGACAACUCCGUCUUCCUCAAAGCUUCCAUAGAGAUCCCCCAGAAGAUCAUGGCCUGAAGGGUCAGGUUGAAAAACGUGAAAGGGUGUAAGCCAGGUUUAAGAAAACAGAUGCUUAACCUUAAAGACUUCAACUUCACACUUAUCCUUUAGACACUUGCUGGUCUCUCCACUGUAGAACUUGGAGCGAGUCUGUUUAGUUGUGUGGGCUGAUUGGAGGAUACUGGAAUGUAGGAAAAAGUGUUUGGUUGGCAGAACCAUCACUCUGUGAUUCAGUUUUUAUAUUUGUUUUCUAACCGUUUUUCACAAUCUGCUACAAAUAAGCCUUGGAAAUCAACAGUGCCUAGAGAAUUUAUUUUAAGUUUUAUUUUUUUUUCCAUUGCGUUUUUUUUUCUGCACCUCAAAUGUACAUACUGAUCGAGGAUUGGAAAUGUGAGUGCGAGGCUUUGUCAAGCCUUUGCACUGGCAGUAGUUGGAAUUUGGUCUGGUACUUCCUGUUUGAUUACGCUAGUCUGAGAGUGAUUAGCUCAUCACACAUACGUAGCUCAACCCCGAAUGCCUUUAGUGACAUCCUUUGACAUCAUUUUACAGUAUCACCCACUUGUCCUUUAAUGAAUGCAAGUCCUUGGGUUAGUAAACAGAUGAACCACCGAAACUACAGUAGGAGUAUCUUCUAUAGACACUGUUGUUGCUGGUCUAACUUGUAUACAGUAGUUUCACAAAGUCUUUUGCAUAUAAUUAGACGAUCCUGAUGUCCAAAUAAUAAAAAAAGAACUGUGUUAGUGAUCGCAAGAGAUGGAUUCACGGAUACUGUUGAGACCUCAGAAAGCUUUGUUGGUGGAAAGUGCUUGUGUCGAGCCGAGUAGGAGAGCUGUGAGCUGUCUCCGUUUUCACAUGGUACAUGUGCACUUAAGGUUGAAGGAAAAGCCAUGAGGCCUAGAUUUGUUUACACGUCUGGGUCUCUGCAGGGGGUUACUGGAAGACAACAUAAAUAUGUCAUGCACGUGUCAUGUGAUACAACUUGGACCACGUUUUUGUACUGUAACCUGUAUUCUUGAAAUAUUCCCUUGAGGGCUUUUGUUUCCUUUUUUUUUUUUUUUUGGAAGUGGAAGAACUGUUCAAUGGAACCAAAUUCUUUUAUACGUGAAAAAUGUGAGCAACGUUGUUUGAAAUAAUAACGUCCUAGAUGAAACACAGGAUGGAUCCUGAACUCUGUGAAGUGCAUUGUUUUUAAGCUUAGCCCAGAGACCGUCUCAAUGACCCAGGAGCCUCUGGACGGGCGUUUUAACCGUGUGGUUACCGACACGCAUCUUCAUCUCCACACACGAGCGAGUCGAUCGUCAGAAGAAGAACAGCCUUGUGCAAUACACGCGCUCAUGAUGUAUGUGAAUAGAGAUGUAGAAAACGCAGAAGCACAUUCUCUGACUUUUUAUUCUACAUGGAAAAUUCCUGGUCUGUUCUUCUUAUUACUAUACCAGCCAAUAUUUUACAGUGAUUUUAAGAAGUAAAAAAAAAAGAAAAAAAAACAUUUUGUAAGAUUCUGUAUUUUGCAAAGUACUUAAAUGUUUAUACAAUACUUUUGGGUUGGAGAACCGUGGGUAGAGCUUGGAAAUUCUGUGGAACAUUUUCAGGUUUCACGUCUAACAGCAGAACUAUGGGUUUGGUUGGUCUAGAUCUCACAUCAGUCUGUCUGUAUUGUUUCUUUUUAAAGUAUUUAUUUUAAGGGGCCAUUAUGUAAGCUUUACUGAAUUGAUGGCGCAAACGUUAUAAUAUGUUGAUUGAUGAGUGCUUGUUGUCAAUUUCUUAAUUUGAAAUUAAAUGCUAUAUAGAACAU
This is a messenger RNA of Osmerus eperlanus (European smelt), 3575 nucleotides long. It is a transcript of the gene traf4a, whose product is annotated as tnf receptor-associated factor 4a. The transcript is spliced from 7 exons. Gene Ontology annotation, biological process: regulation of apoptotic process; signal transduction; activation of NF-kappaB-inducing kinase activity. The record is from RefSeq and is a predicted model, not a curated record. NCBI's taxonomy places the organism in Eukaryota, Metazoa, Chordata, Actinopteri, Osmeriformes, Osmeridae. Bases 389 to 1801 code for a protein of 470 amino acids. Gene Ontology annotation, molecular function: zinc ion binding; protein binding.